GAUGCCAAAAGCAGCAUCUAGACGCGACUGCUAAAAAUAUCUCUGCGAGCAACAAUGUCGGUAACUUUGCACACGAAUCUGGGUGAUAUCAAGUGCGAAAUCUUCUGUGACGAGGUUCCCAAGAGUGCCGAGAACUUUUUGGCGUUAUGUGCUAGCGGCUACUACGAUGGUACUAUCUUUCAUAGAAAUAUCAAAGGGUUCAUGAUUCAAGGAGGAGACCCCAAGGGGACCGGGAAAGGAGGAACUAGCAUCUGGGGCAAGAAAUUCAAUGAUGAGAUCCGAGAGUCCCUUAAGCACAAUGCAAGAGGGAUGUUGUCAAUGGCAAACAGUGGUCCAAACACCAACGGAAGCCAGUUCUUCAUAACCUACGCAAAGCAACCACAUCUCAAUGGAUUAUACACCAUCUUUGGCAAAGUCAUUCAUGGCUUUGAAGUUCUUGACAUUAUGGAAAAGACUCAAACAGGAGCAGGAGAUAGGCCGCUUGCUGAAAUAAGGCUAAACCGUGUAACGAUCCACGCCAAUCCACUUGCUGGUUAAGUCAAAUGUGGCAGAACCGAACCAAGCCCAAUUGUUGUUCUUUUCAUUUGUUUCACACUGAGAAACUCUGACUAAAACCACUGUUUCACCUAAUUAAAAAAGUUUGUACUGGAUGAUUUACUAAUUUCUGUCCUUUGAAAGGGGUUUUGUGUUAUUUAAACAAAGUUUUUUUUCCCCAA
This is a messenger RNA of Arabidopsis lyrata subsp. lyrata, 716 nucleotides long. Its product is annotated as peptidyl-prolyl cis-trans isomerase CYP18-1. Gene Ontology annotation, cellular component: catalytic step 2 spliceosome. The transcript is spliced from 5 exons. The record is from RefSeq and is a predicted model, not a curated record. Gene Ontology annotation, biological process: protein folding; protein peptidyl-prolyl isomerization. Gene Ontology annotation, molecular function: peptidyl-prolyl cis-trans isomerase activity. NCBI's taxonomy places the organism in Eukaryota, Viridiplantae, Streptophyta, Magnoliopsida, Brassicales, Brassicaceae. The coding region runs from base 55 to 537 and encodes 160 amino acids.